AUGGUAACCCAUGUUUUCAGUCCAAUUGAAUUCUAUGCGUGCCACGUACGUCGAUUACAAGAACGAGACGAACUAAGAGCUCAACUGCAACAGUGUUAUCAUCAUCAAAAUAUGAGCUUGUCAUCGUAUUUGGAAGAUACACCAUGUGUUAUUCAACAUAGAAAUCGUUUCGAACGUGCUAUAAUUAAGCAUCGUGAAGAUGAGACAAAAGUAGCUGUUAAAUGUAUCGAUGGUGGCGAAGAAGUCAUUGUUGAUACGUCCGAAUUAUUGGCUAUCCAGUCACAUCACUGUGAAGUGCCUCGAUUUGCACAACCCUUCCGUUUAUAUGAUUAUGAUGAAUCGAUACGUUGGCCAAUCUGCCGCGCCACCGGCGAAAAAAUUCAAAAAACAUCACAUCGUCGUCGUCUAAGGCGAACAAAUCUUUUUAAAUGUUUCGCCGUCGUCGAUGAGUUAAAAUUUUAG
Didymodactylos carnosus is the source of this 462-nucleotide messenger RNA. Lineage: Eukaryota; Metazoa; Rotifera; Eurotatoria; Philodinida; Philodinidae. The record is from the annotation of a GenBank genome assembly.